UUUUGUGUGUGUGCAGAGUUCAGUGUUGUGCGCUUCUCGGUGCGUCACACGCUCCAAACCUCCAGUGGAAGCGCGCGCGCGGCUCCGGAACCUUCAAUACAUGCGGAUGCAGCCGAGACUCUCCAGCUCCUCUCUCUCUCUCUCUGUCCGAAAACACAGCGAGCUGUUCGGUUCAUUCUUGCCCUCCUCAUCCUCUCUGCAGGCUGCAUCUUAAAGGAGUGAAAUGGAUGUCAUCCCCAUGUGCAGCAUCUUCCAGGAGCUCCAGAUUGUGCACGACACCGGAUACUUUUCCGCUUUACCGUCCCUGGAAGAGUACUGGCAGCAGACAUGCCUGGAGCUGGAGCGGUACCUCCAGAGCGAGCCGUAUGCCUCGGCCACCACGGAGAUGGCGUUUGAGAGCCAGGAGGACCUGUGGAGCAAGCUGAUGCUCGCCUGCGGGGACAAGACGAAGGAGGCGGACCCCAAGAUCCCGUCAAGCGUCACGGACGAGGACGACAAUCGGGACGGCCUGCACAUGGACGGCGUCGGCGGCGGCUUCCACUCCGACGCCAGCAGCGAGGCCUCGGACAGCUCCGAGGAGCUCUCCUCGCCGGCGCUGCUCCACUUCCCCGGCGGCUCGUUCGCGGACAUUCUGGGCGGCGGCGUUUGCGGCGGCGGCGAAGAAGAACUGGGCUCGGCCGUCCUCACCAGCACGCCGCCGUCCUCGCCCGAGCUGGGCAAGGAGGGCUCGCCGUGGAGCGGCGGGACGACGACCGCGGCGGCGGCGGCGUCCGGCACCGCCGCCGUCGCCGCCGCGCUGCACUCGCCCGGGAAAAUUAGGACUGGCGGCUCGGAGAGGUCGGGGCUGACCAGCGGGGAGGCGUCGCCCGACGGCAGGAGGCGGGUCCACCGCUGUCAGUUCAACGGCUGCAGGAAGGUGUACACCAAGAGCUCGCACCUCAAAGCUCACCAGCGCACGCACACAGGUGAGAAGCCGUACCGGUGCUCGUGGGAGGGCUGCGUGUGGCGCUUCGCGCGCAGCGACGAGCUCACCAGACACUUCCGGAAGCACACCGGGGCCAAGCCCUUCAAAUGCAGCCACUGCGACAGGUGUUUCUCCCGCUCCGACCACCUGGCGCUGCACAUGAAGAGGCACAUCUAAGAUGGCCUCCACGCGUCUCGAAGAUCUCUUUGAGCGGAUGACUCUCGGUUGAUUUGUCCCGACCCCGUGCCGAGGGGAGGGGAUCGGCGAGGAGGGCCCCGGUGCAUCCUGGGAAGCGUUAACAGGGGGAGGAGGAGGAGGAGGAGGAGGCGGCGCCGCGUUCCGGUCGGCGGACGGAGGGGAAAAAAAGAAAAAAAGAUGAUGCAAAAAAAAAAAAAAAAAAAAACGCAGCAGGCUAUUAUUUGCACCGUACUUAUCGUGCCUCCCGACGCGCCUCGCCGUGGAGACGGCUCUUGAAAGGCUUUUACGGAGGAUGGGGCGAGCGGGGGAGGGAGGUGGUGUAGAAGUUGUGGAGGGUGGAGGGCGGUGUAAUGGGGGGCCGGAGUAGACGGGAAGAGACUCUUCUGUUUGGUGUUCAGCGCUUUCUUUUCUUUUCCUGGAGGAUUAUGGGACUCCCGCCCGGUGUCUGCUGUACGCAUGGGGGGGGGGGGGGGGGGGGGGACUGAGUGCCUGAGACUGUGGGGCCUGGGCCGGCUUUUUACGGAGCGGAUGGAGUGGGGGUGGGGGUGGCGAUCUCGCUGAGAAUGACAAUGCAAACAACAACAACAGACGUUAAAAAAACUAACAUGUUUUCUGUCCACGCCGUUCGGGAGGAGGGGCUUGUUUUUUUAAUUUGUUUGCGGGGAAUUAUUUUUUUCGAGAGAACGUCGCCACCUAUCUGCCCGGAGGUGGAACUGCAGCUCCUGAUUUUUUUCGCGGAUAAACGCGGGAGGUUGUUUUUCCGUUUUAGUGCAGCUAUUAAAUGUGCAAUGUGUUACGUAGCCUGUCCUGAAAGAAAAAAACAUACACGCUAUAAAGCUCAUUUUGUUGUCCAUUGUGUAAGCUCUCUGUAUCUUUAAAAAGACAAAACUACAAACAAAAAAAACUAAAACAAAAAACGCUCAAACACAACAAUAACAAUAGUUGUACUCAAACAGUUAUUGCCAUUAUAACAGACGUUGCAUGGGAUCGGGGGAUGUGUUGCUCACCGGUUUUUGUUAAUGGACGACGCCAUUCCACUAGAGAGCAGCGACCGUUAUCAUACUCAACAUCAUGGUGUAUUUACAAAAAACACAUAAGGCAGUGUCAUUGUUUUAUUUCCAUUGUUUUCUUGAUACGUUGGGGAUACCACUAUUGCUUGGCGACUUUCUUGAUCUUGGGAUUUUUGUUGUUUUCUUUUUUCUUUUCUUCACUUGCUCUUUUGUUCUAUCUGUGAAUGCACUGUUGACCUUACUGAUGCCUUAUGUAAGUGGCCUUGUCCUGUUAGAUAGAUCUCACACACACACACAUCUGGGGGUUGCGAAUUCACUGGUGCGUUAUUGAAUUGCUUUAUAAAGGCUCUACUCUUUGCCCUUUUGUCCGGCUACUGAUUCUUCUCAACUCUUUAACAAUAACACAGAAAGCGACUAAACAUGCUUUCUGACGACUGCCAUUUUUUCGCGCAUUCUUUGGCGAUCAUCUGUAGCGAAACUAACUCAUAUCCCCCCCCUCAGAAAAUGACCACAGAGACAGAGUCUUGGAGCACUUGAAAGAGCAGUUUUGAAAAAUAGUUUACUACUAUGUAGUACACGGUGUCAAAAAGGUACAGAGGCUUGGAGAAUAUGUUCUCAUGAAAAACCCGUCACGCUCAGUCAAUAUUAGGGAUUUCAACCACGGGUUCUUUUUUUUUUUUACGCCCAGGGCCAAUUGAUAUGUCAACAGAGAGAAGCACGGGAUUCCUGAGAAAUAAUGACGACACCCUCGAACCACGAGUCGUGUUUUGAUGUGUUCUUGUGGGGCGAGUCGGCGUGUCCUCGCUCAACCUCCUCGAGUUGAGACGAGCCGCCGUUUGACUCAACGGUACCAAAGAACCGGUCGGCCCGGUUGAGCCGAGGGCUUUUCUGUCUGCGGACGAGACCGCGAGGCCUACGUCACGUGUUUUUGACUUUUUCGGCGCCGCGCACGACUUCGACGCGCUCGGAUUUACUCCCGUCGCCAUUCCCCCCUCGCCAUUUCUAGAAAGACAUUCUUGGAUUUAAGUUUCGUUAAAAGCAAAGCAAGAACUUAUGAUGCGACGGAGGUCUGGGGUGCGGCGGGGCUCAGGUGGUCGUCUCUCACUCGUCCAUCAAAGGAAGUCCAUACACUGAGAAGAUGUAAAAUAAAAAAAGAAUGCAAAGAUAUGUACAUUGUAAACUAAAGAGAAUUUUGUAAGGAAGCUUUUAUUUUGAAAGGGCGCGGGACCAAAAAACAAAGUGCAGUGUGUUGUUUCUGAACAUGACCCAAUUUAGAGAAGAGGCUGAAGAACUAUUGUAAUGUGGACUCACUCCAUUCUCCCUCAAUUGCUUAUGUUACAUCUUUAUUUGGUUUUUAUUGGAGGAAGUUAGAGCAAAUGUACGUUUUUUUAUUGCGUAUACACCUGAGGCCUAAUCAUCUUUCAAGAAAAAAAAAAACUUCAGACAGUGAAUUGUUCUGGACACUUGAAUUGUCAUAUUUUUUGCAUUCUGUUGCUCGCUAAGUAUUAUGUUUUUUUAAUUUUAUUUGCCAUGUGAUUAUUUGUUUUUUUCUUUCAACUUUUCAAAGACCUGCAAAGACUACCCGACCUUUUUAAGAAGCUUAGAGAAUCUCUAUCGGAUGAACGUGGAGAUGAAAAAUACGAGGCUCUAUUUUUGUUUUGUUUUACGGCAUAACAAGAUUUUUUCAUUUGAAAUUGUUUUGUAAAAUAGUUUCUGUAUGAAUGUAUUUUUUAUUGGAAAAAUCGAUAAAAAGAAUUUAUUGGAUCAA
This is a messenger RNA of Pseudoliparis swirei, 3940 nucleotides long. RefSeq names its product Krueppel-like factor 6. Gene Ontology annotation, biological process: regulation of transcription by RNA polymerase II. Gene Ontology annotation, molecular function: RNA polymerase II cis-regulatory region sequence-specific DNA binding; DNA-binding transcription factor activity, RNA polymerase II-specific. The record is from RefSeq and is a predicted model, not a curated record. Lineage: Eukaryota; Metazoa; Chordata; Actinopteri; Perciformes; Liparidae. The transcript has 4 exons. The coding region runs from base 224 to 1141 and encodes 305 amino acids.